This is a messenger RNA of Periconia digitata, 2405 nucleotides long. The record is from the annotation of a GenBank genome assembly. Lineage: Eukaryota; Fungi; Ascomycota; Dothideomycetes; Pleosporales; Periconiaceae.
UCGCAUCUACUUGUACAUCUGCGAUGCGAAGACAUUCUUCCCUGUUGAGACCAGAAAUUCCGAUCAUUCCAGCGAGCUCUCAUUGUAUCGGUCUCACGAAUGUUGGAAUCCGAAUAGAUUUUUCCAGUGUAAUUAGCCAAUAUAAGGUGAGAGAGGGAGCUCUUCUGCGUGCGCAAGGCACCGAGCCAGCAAGGCCAGGAAGUACAGCCAGAGCUACCUUUGGCGCAUACAAGACCAAGUCGAGCAACAGCCCUGUCAGAUCACGGACUGCGUGAUCGAACAGCACUUGAGCUGUGCAUGGACAAAAAUACUCACAGGAAGCGCGGAGUUGGCCGGACACGAAACCCGGCCCCCAGAAUUUUCCCAAUGAUUAAUAUGGCCGGACUAAGUUUUUGCGCUCAACGCGAAAUGAUAUGACGCGCGGCGAAACCCACAUGUGCCAUCAACGGUUACAGUGCCGCACACCACCAUUACCUGGCCCCCAGAUCCGGGACAUGAAGGCGUACCAAGAUUAUUCCAACGCGACAUCAGAGAGGACUACGCCUCGUGCUAGCUGCACAUUAACCCUCGGAACCGUCGUGUGAUGCACCACUUGACCGGGUCAACUCAACUUCCUAUUUCGGCUAUGAACCUUGUUCAUCCCACCCACCUCAACACCCAAACAGAAAGCUGGCAAAGUGAAAUCGCAUACGACACAGAAUAAGUUUCUCAUCAUGGUCAGCGGUCUAGACGGGACCUUCUCGUGGUUCACACGCGUGAGUGCCGUGCCACCGGUCGACAUAUUGUACGAAAGAUAAGUGAACAAGAGAAUACCAAUCGAUCCAUUUGCCUUUGUAUAUCACGAAGGGCUGUCUGUCGGAUAGCCCACACCCUCAGCUCAGUGCUAUCUUGGAUGUCUUAUUUUGAAGUCAUAUUUUGUGAUAUCCUCUCGCAUGGCCACGGCGCGUGGACCUGAGCGGACAGGUGUAGAGUUCUUAACUUGGCGUUAUCUGCGGGAGCUUCCUUUUUGUACACAUCCGCGACGAGAUACAAGUCCUCCGGAAGCAUCGAUUGGCUUCGAGGGAACAGGAGUUCCUGUCGUCCAGGCUGUCCUCCGCGUGCGUCACUGUGGCACCUGCUCUGCAACACGCCAUGACUGUUGAACAGUCGAUAAGGCUUGAAUGGCGUAUGGAAAAGUAUAUUAAGUGGAGCAAACAUGUUCGAGUUGAUAUAAAUUCAGCUCAGCAGACUUGAAAUUCUUGUAUUUGCAUCUAUCAAGCAAGAUGAAGCACUACCACUCUUUGAAACUGUUUUUGAUACACGGCCUGGCCGCUGCUAUCCCUCUGAACGGCAGACUCGAUGUUCGCCAUACCACUGAGACAGCAGAAGGCGGCAUAGUCGAUUGGAUCCCGAUUCAGUCUCAAGUCCCAAAUGGUAACGUCGCAUCACCACCUCCUCUCCCAAUUUACAACACCAUGGCCACUUUCAACACCUCUACUCCUCAGCCUUAUGAUUCCGAGAAAGGCCCCGAAGGAACGGUCCCCAUUCUCCGCAGUGCCAGAGCCUCGGUCAAUAAACAGCCUCCUCCUGGCAUUGGAUCUGAGAACGACCAUGUGAAGCGCGCCGUUGGAGACCACUGGUACGCCUCUUCCGCCCAAACGGUCGCCAACCACGGAGGCUCAGCCUCAUACUCCCUGUUCAAAGCCUACACAGAGUCUGGAGCCGAUUUCUCGCUUUUGCAGGCCGCCAUCAUCAGGACCGGCGUUCCCAAACCAGGUGACAACGGACAGCAGAUCACCCAGACUGUUGAAGCAGGCUGGAUCAACUAUCCCAACCAAGUCGCUGCUCCCCACCUCUUCGUCUUCUUCACCACCAACGGGUACUCUGCCCAGGGAAACAACAUCGGAGGAUGGAACAGAGAUGUCGCUGGUUGGGUCCAGACCGACAACACCAUUUUCCCCGGUGUAUCAUUCAAUCCCUUGUCGUCCCGCGGCGGCUCGCAAUACGACUUGUCGAUCAGGUGGUACCUUUACCAGGGCAACUGGUGGCUUUCCGUGCUGGACCGCUACAUCGGUUAUUACCCGGCUUCGUUGUUCGGCGCAGGGACAGACGCUUCGAGGAGUCUUCAGCAAGAAGCUAGCCACAUCAACUACUAUGGCGAGAUUUACGACAGCCACCCGCAGCUUACGAGGACCGACAUGGGUAGUGGGAACUGGCCAGAGAGUGGAUUUGGACAGAGUGGGUAUAUCAGGAACAUGGUUUAUACUGAUACUUCGAAUGUGGACCGCACGUACGAUGGAAGUAGAGGAAUCAUUAUCAGUGAUGCAAACCGGUACCGUAUGACCGCUUCUUGGAACAGCGGGUCCAAUUGGGGAAGUUAUUUCUACCUCGGUGGUCCCGGGGCCGGUGGAGUGAUUGACGGGUAG